UUCUUGAUCUUCCUAUCAUUCCAUUUGACUGUACAUUUUUCUCUUCCACCAUUCUCUCUCUUCUUUGAAGCCAUAGUUGCCAAUGCUAUAAGCUACAGUGUGAAAACAACAAAGAAGAGAAGAAAAGGGUUGGUUGGUUUUGGAGAGUAAUGAGAGAGUGAGACAAAAAGACACAACAGCACAUGGAAGAAGCAGAGAAGGAGUUAGAGAGAAGAAGCAAGUUUCUAAACAGUUUGAUACAGAAAAAGAAGAACAAAGUAACAGAACAACAACAAGAACAAGUGAAAGAACAGCAUGAUAAUGAUAUUAAACUCAAAAACAUUCAUGUAAGAGCUUGUGACAUGUCUCUUCCUUUGCAAAAACAUGCCUUCCAAUGUGCAUGUAACCAUCUUGAUUCUAUGCCUUCCAAGAAGAUUGACAGUAAACACUUGGCACUUUCCCUUAAAAAGGAAUUUGAUUCUUCUUAUGGCCCAGCUUGGCACUGCAUUGUUGGUACUAGUUUUGGUUCCUAUGUUACACAUUCUGUUGGUGGCUUUUUGUACUUUUCCAUUGAUAAGGUUCAUAUCCUUCUCUUCAAGACAGUUGUUGAACCAUUGAACCAUUCAUAACUUCCACAUCUAUAAAUUAUGCCUCCUUGGGGAAAUUAAUUUCAAAUAUUUAAAACCAGAUGAUAUGUAAAAUUAUAGAUUGAGAUAUUUAAUGAUACUUUAUAUUUUGUGAUGUACUUGAUGCAAUUAUAUUUAAAUUUUUUGUCUGUGGGAGAGCACUUCAAAUGCAAAA
Cicer arietinum (chickpea) is the source of this 780-nucleotide messenger RNA. RefSeq lists its product as uncharacterized. Gene Ontology annotation, cellular component: cytoplasmic dynein complex. The record is from RefSeq and is a predicted model, not a curated record. Gene Ontology annotation, biological process: microtubule-based process. Gene Ontology annotation, molecular function: dynein intermediate chain binding. NCBI's taxonomy places the organism in Eukaryota, Viridiplantae, Streptophyta, Magnoliopsida, Fabales, Fabaceae.